Molecule: messenger RNA, 1677 nt
Organism: Morchella importuna
Lineage: Eukaryota; Fungi; Ascomycota; Pezizomycetes; Pezizales; Morchellaceae
Exons: 4
Coding region: 1-1677 (558 amino acids)
Molecular function (GO): protein binding
Source: RefSeq, a predicted model, not a curated record
AUGUACCAAUACCCAGUGCUCGCGGCUACCCCUCAGAGGCCCCGCGUCUAUACAAAGGAGGAGUGGGAGGAAAAGCGCCCAGUAUUUGUGGAAUUGUACUCUCAAGAUUAUACCCUAGCGACAGUAAGGGAAUUGAUGGCAGCAGAUCACGGCUUUUAUGCGACUGAAGCGCAAUACAAGAAAAAAAUCAAAGCCUGGGGUCUAGAAAAAAAUAUCGACAAAACUACUGCUUUGGGGAUUCUACGGAAAGAGCGCAAGCGAAAAUACGUGGAAGAUAAGGAAACAACAUUCAUAUACAAAGGUAAAGAGAUAAGCGGAGAGAAAAUUACUUUUUUGCGCAAAAGACACAAAGGAGUACUAGAUACUGAGGGUCUAGGUCCGGAUCUGGAUCAAUAUUGGGGAAGGGAACAAGUUGAUACACCCCCUUUUGUUUCCUACUCUACACCUCGUCCAGUUGAUGAGCCCCCGGCAGUCGAUUAUGAGACGACUGCAAAUUCAUCUCAGGAUCCACAGAUUGUAAACAAGGGGGGUGUUGACAGUGAAAGGCCUCACAUGGAUUGUAUUUCUCUUAUUACCCAUGAGAUCAACAAAGCCGGGCUGGGAAACGAAGUCCUCGAUCAACAAGCAAAUACAGGUAGAGCUUUAGAUUGCGGAAAGACACUUGACAAUAAGACGCAACACGACUAUUCGGUUAAACAAACCUUCUCUGGCCAGCAAAGACAAAGCCAGAGAUCCUUCAACACAUCGUCCCCUGCACCGCUGAUCCCGGCUCUAGAAGAGCAACCAAUUCAAAUUCAUAACAGUUCUGAUGAGGGGAAUAAGAUUAUUGAGCUUGAUGCCGACUUGGGAAGUGACGAAUCAUCGCUCUCUUGGCCCUCGCAAGACGUCCUAGGGGAUGGAUUGGGAAACGAUAACGAACCCCUUAGCCUGCACGAAGCAGCAUAUCAAGGCCGUGAAGAGAUAGUUAUUUUGCUUCUCAAGCAAGGUCACAGUGUUUGGGAAAGGGAUGAUAAAAAACGCACGGCGUUGCAUUGGGCAGCGGAUGGGGGCCAUGAAAAGGUAGUCCAGCUGCUGCUCCAGAGCGGUUUCGAUGCCUCAGCAAAGGACGGAAGUGAAGAGACGGCCCUACAUAUGGCGGCGUAUCAUGGCCAUGAAAAGGUAGUCCAGCUGCUGCUCCAGAGCGGUGUCGAUGCCUCAGCAGAGGACGGAAGUGAAGGUACGGCCCUACAUAUGGCGGCGUCUAAUGGCCAUGAAAAGGUAGUACAGCUGCUGCUCCAGAGCGGUUUCGAUGCCUCAGCAAAGAACGGAAGUGAAGAGACGGCCCUACAUAUGGCGGCGUUUAAUGGCCAUGAAAAGGUAGUACAGCUGCUGCUCCAGAGCGGUGCCGAUGUCUCAGUAACCUCGGACUGGUAUAAAGAGACGGCCCUACAUAUGGCGGCGUAUAAUGGCCAUGAAAAGGUAGUACAGCUGCUGCUCCAGAGCGGUGUCGAUGUCUCAGCAAAGGACAAAAUUGGAAGGACGGCCCUACAUAUGGCGGCGUCUAAUGGCCAUGAAAAGGUAGUACAGCUGCUGCUCCAGAGCGGUGUCGAUGUCUCAGCAAAGGACAAAAUUGGAAGGACGGCCCUACAUCUAGCAGCGUCUAAAGGCUAUGAAAAGGUAGUCCAGUUGCUGCUCUAG